Molecule: messenger RNA, 2205 nt
Organism: Cyclocybe aegerita
Lineage: Eukaryota; Fungi; Basidiomycota; Agaricomycetes; Agaricales; Hemipholiotaceae
Source: the annotation of a GenBank genome assembly
AUGCCUAAGCUCUUGCGACGGCUUUCAGCAGACAUCGUUCGGCGGAGCUGGCGCGGUUCUCUCAUCUGUAUCCUUCCGCUAACGGGCAGGAGGGACGUGGAUUCGGACAAGGUGUCGACCCAAGUGCAAAAUAUCUCAUUUGGCCUCCCGUACCGUCCUCCACCUGAACCCGGCCCUCAUGCUCGUUUCACACAGCGAACAGGACAGCGUCCUCCUCGACCGACAUUUUCGACCUCCAAGCCCGGAUUCGCAGGCACCGCGUCCUUCUCCGCUGGUGGAUCUGCUGCUGCCUCGCAUUCGUCAUCGUGUCGCCCUUGGUAUCCGUCAUCGCCCGCCUUCACCUGCAUCGUCGAGCUUGCUGUACUUCCCAUUCGACAAUACGGUGCCGAAAUCUUCAUCUUCGCUCAGGACGCUACAGGCACUGUACUAGGGGUACAGAUAGCGAAGACGAGAGGUAUCUCAAUAGGGUUCGAGACGAAUGCUACUACUCGCCUGAUUGUAUAUAUCCCGUCAGGCAUAAUUUCCACCGUCAUCAUAGUGCGAAGUGGGCGGAUCUCGACAGAACCUCCAUUGGUAACGCUCGCCCUCAUUCUCGACAUCAUCACCACCUUCGGUUCCUGCGAGAAGGGCGACGUGCUGCUCGUCCCCGUUGGAACGCUGUUUUCUUUUGCUGAGUUUCAGCAGAGUAUGCCUGGUGUCGUGCUUGGCUUUGUCGUUGCAGGUACAGUAACGUCGUUGACUUUGUUAGUCUUCACCCCUGUUUCGACCUCCUAUCGUUAUCGGUUCGUACUUAUAGGCCUUCAGUUUCAACCAAAUUCAGCUCUAUUGAACCUUAUCAAUUCAUGCCCGAUAGGCUGCCCUCGCACUCGGUGCUUUCAUUCCCCUCCGAGCCGAAGAAAAAGCCGCAGAAACACAGCUGCGACCUGCUCAUUGAAGCACUUCCUAUAUAGGAUCGCCACUACCGUCUCCAAGUUUUACAUCUCGACAAGGUCAAGGGUGAUCCACGCUGGAAUUCCUGUUAACUGCAAGCGGAAGAGCAAGAAACAUCAGCGCGCCAACAAGCUGUUGAGCGACACCGUUGCGACAUCCAUCCCCCACCAACUAAAACCUCCUUUCUCUCCAUCUUCUUCCCCCUCUGCUUACAUUCAAUUCUCUCAACGCCGCAAGUACAAGGAAAUGGCACCAGUUACAAACGGACGAAUCAUCUUCAACUCGAUCCCUACGGGUUUUCCGGUACCUGGAGAGACGACUAUCUACGACACCACGGAGACCAUUGAUCUCGACACGGCACCUCUCGAUGGGGGAUUCCUCCUGAAGACACUCGAGCUGUCGGUUGACCCUUACAUGCGCGGCGGGAUGCGUGCCCCCGAGAAGAAGUCGUACUCAGCCCCUUUCACUCUAGGACAACCGCUUCGGGGGUAUGGUGUUGGUGUCGUUUUGAGGUCUGAAAACCCCCAAGUGAAGGCCGGUGAUCAUCUUUAUGGAUUCUUUGAGCACACACACUACUCGAUUCGUAAAGACCUGACGGGCCUCCAAGCCAUCGAGAAUGCGUACAACCUUCCCUGGUCGGUGUUUAUUGGUGUUAUAGGAAUGCCAGGCAAAACGGCAUAUAUGGCCUGGAAGGAGUACGCUCAUCCGAAGCAGGGUGAAACCGUCUUCGUCUCAACGGGAGCAGGCCCUGUUGGAUCCUUCGUCAUUCAACUCGCCAAAGCCGAUGGUCUGAAAGUCAUUGCCUCUGCGGGUUCGGAAGAAAAGGUCCAAUUCAUGAAAGAGGUUGGCGCGGACGUAGCCUUCAAUUACAAGACCACAAAUACGGCUGAAGUGCUGGAGAAAGAGGGCCCAAUUGAUAUCUACUGGGACAACGUUGGCGGCGAGACGCUUGAAGCUGCCCUGAAUGCUGCGAACGUCAACGCUCGAUUUAUUGAAUGCGGCAUGAUCUCGGGCUACAACAGUGGAGGGGCACCAGUCCGAAACAUUUUCCAUGUUAUCGGCAAGUCCAUCACCAUGACCGGUUUCAUCGUCAGCCGGAUCGAGCCCAAGUACAGCGCCGAAUUUUACAAGGAGGUACCUGCCAAAGUGGCUAGUGGAGAGCUCAAAUAUCGCGAACAUGUGUACAAUGGUCUCGAGAAGCUCGGCGACGUCAUCUUGGCGGUACAAAAAGGAGAGAACAAGGCGAAGGCUGUUGUCCAUGUGGCUGAUGAUUAG